UCAAAACUUGUCUCACAACGUAGGAAAAAGAAGAAAACUUUCAGCUUUUUCUUUUUUAAUGGAAAAAUAAAAUUUACCUCUUUUUAUUGAUUUUUUAAUCCCUUAAACCUAAAAUAAUUAGCUAAGGCAGGAAUAUAUUUGACAGCACAGUGUAAAACUCUGCUGGCUAAGGAGAAAGAAGAAGAAAGAGAAAGAGGAGGGAGAUUUCCGUUCUCGCUCUCUCCUUCUCCUAUCAUCUUUCAUUAUUGUCCCAUCACAGCCACCAUUCCUCUACUUUCUCUUCUUCCUCUCUUCCAUCUUAUUGAAAUUAGAAUAAUAAUAAUAAAACUUUCAAUAAACCCUACCAGAUGGUAACACCAGUUUUGAAAUUAUUUGCUGUAUAAAUUAUUAUCCUAAUCUUCAUUUUUAUUAUAUAAACAGUACUACCACAUUUUCCUAGAUUUUUGCAGCUCUUUUAUCGUUUAUUGUUUUUGUUGUUCUUUCAAGAGAGAAAGACAUCAUUCUUCUUCAACCCUUCUCCUAUAGAGGAUUCUUUUUCACAGAGAAGAAAGAAAAGCGGAAACAACAAAUAUCCAACCCAUUAUUAUUGCUUUACUGCUUCAAUAAUGGUUCCUAACUUCUACAUUCUCUUAAUUUGCCUCUCUACUUUUUCCCUUCUCUUUAAUGGAGCUACUUCCUUCUAUCUCUCCCUUCCCCACCAACACCCUGAUCCUGAAGCUGUUGCGUAUGAUGUUCAAAGGAGAGUGGAUGAUUCUAUAUCAGUAAGACAACUUUUGUCGACCCAAGAAAAGGACAAAUGCAAAACUGGAAACCCAAUCGACGACUGCUGGCGGUGCGACUCCAACUGGUCUAACAACCGCCAGCGCUUAGCCGACUGUGUCAUCGGCUUCGGUCAGGGUGCAUUAGGCGGCAAAGGCGGCCAGAUCUACAUAGUCACCGACUCAUCCGACCGUGACCCCGCCAACCCAACUCCGGGAACCCUCCGUUACGGCGUCAUCCAAGACGAACCCCUCUGGAUCAUCUUCUCCACCAGUAUGACUAUCAAGCUCAAACACGAACUUAUCGUCAACAGCUACAAAACCAUCGACGGUCGUGGAGCUACCGUCCACAUUACGGGCAAUGGAUGCAUCACACUCCAGUACGUCUCCCACAUUAUUAUCCACAACAUCCACGUCUACAAUUGCAAACCCUCGGGCAACACUAACAUAGCAUCAUCACCAACACACGUCGGGUACAGGGGAAGAUCGGACGGUGAUGGAAUCUCCAUCUAUGGGUCCCAGAAAAUAUGGAUUGAUCAUUGCACUCUAGCAUCUUGUACAGAUGGUUUGAUCGAUGCUAUAAUGGGGUCCACUGGGAUCACAAUAUCAAACAACUAUUUUUCUCACCAUGAUGAGGUGAUGUUACUGGGGCACGACGAUGGGUACAUUUUGGACUCGGGAAUGCAGGUGACCAUAGCCUUUAAUAUAUUCGGCGAGGCGCUGGUGCAGCGUAUGCCUCGGUGUAGACGCGGAUAUAUACACGUGGUGAACAAUGAUUUCACGUACUGGGAGAUGUAUGCAAUCGGCGGUAGCGGUAACCCCACCAUUAAUAGUCAGGGUAAUCGGUAUAUUGCACCGGCGGAUCCAAAUGCCAAAGAGGUGACGAAGCGCGUGGACACGAACGAAGGUUGGGCAGAUUGGAAUUGGAGGACAGAUGGGGACAUAAUGGUAAAUGGAGCAUUCUUCGUACCGUCAGGAGCUGGGUUGAGCGCCCAGUAUGCGAAAGCGUCUAGCGUGGAGCCCAAAUCAGCUGGAAUAAUUAACCAACUCACAAUGAACGCUGGUGUAUUUGGUGGGCCCAGGUAUGACCCCACUGCAUGUCUUCAUCCUCACUUUUUUCAAUUUAAGGGCAUGAGAGCUUCUCCGGUCCAGGAUUCAGCGGCUACGGGAGCAGCACCGGCACCACCAACACCGGAAGUGUUGGGUCCUCCGGUGGUGAUAGUGACUACUUUGGAAUGAUUUUUGGGAGCGGCGCUCCACAACCCACUUGUGCUAGCUCGAUCUUUUUGUGUAUUUUAAUUUUGUGCACUUGUAUGGUUGGUAAUAUAUUAUCAUGAUCAUUAUUGAUUAUACAAGUUGACAUUUAAAGCAUCAAAUUAAGAUGUAAAUGGUGGAAAAGUGGAAAAAAAAAAUAUCAAAAGGAGCUUGGUUCCAUUACUUA
This is a messenger RNA of Manihot esculenta (cassava), 2199 nucleotides long. RefSeq names its product probable pectate lyase 13. The record is from RefSeq and is a predicted model, not a curated record. Bases 606 to 1997 code for a protein of 463 amino acids. Lineage: Eukaryota; Viridiplantae; Streptophyta; Magnoliopsida; Malpighiales; Euphorbiaceae. The transcript is spliced from 4 exons. Gene Ontology annotation, molecular function: pectate lyase activity.